Molecule: messenger RNA, 1013 nt
Organism: Daphnia magna
Lineage: Eukaryota; Metazoa; Arthropoda; Branchiopoda; Diplostraca; Daphniidae
Product: adhesive plaque matrix protein-like
Exons: 3
Coding region: 77-892 (271 amino acids)
Cellular component (GO): extracellular matrix
Source: RefSeq, a predicted model, not a curated record
GCCCUCACCCCGCCCUAAUUUCUUCCAACACUAAUAGGCAAACGAGUAUAAAUAAGGACCUAGGACAAGCUGAAAAAUGCAUCAGUGUUUUCACAUCUUCUGGACGCUAGCAAACACUAUAGCAAUCUCCUCUCUAGCCAACAUGAAAUUCGUCAUCAUCGCUGCGUUGGUAGCCGUCGCCCUGGCCUCUGAUCGCCCUUACUACCCCAAACCGGCUUACUACCCCAAACCAGCCUACCCUUCACCAGCUUAUCCCGCAGCCGAUGGAUACGACUACGCUCCGAUGCCGUACAGCUUCGAUUGGGCCGUACUGGAUCAGGCAAGUUACAACGAUUUCGGACACAAGGAGACAAGCGAUGGCAACGUCGUGACUGGGACUUACUACGUCGUGCUCCCGGACGGCAGACGACAAGUGGUCACGUACAAAGCUGAUGAUUACGGUUACGUUGCUGACGUCAAGUACGAAGGAGAGGCCACAUAUCCUGAAUAUAAACCAUCUUAUCCAGCCUACCCCAAGCCCGCGUAUGCCCCUCCAGCCUACCCCAAGCCCGCUUAUCCUACUCCAGCCUACCCCAAGCCAACUUACGCACCACCGGCAUACCCCAAAGCUUCUUACCCUGAGCCAUCCUACCCGAGUUACCCUAGACCUUCUUACCCAGCUUAUCCUCGCCCAGCGUACCCUAGCUACCCUCGUCCGUCGUACCCAUCGUAUCCUAAGCCAAGCUACCCCGUUUCGACUACCACGGAGGUAGUAACUGAAACUGCCGCUCCUGUCGUUAAGGAAGCUGAGGUAGCAGUCGAAGCUGUUGCUGUUACUGAACCGGUCAGCGAAACCGCUGUCGCUGCUGCGGAACCUAUUGCCGAACCAGAGACUUCAACGGAUGCUGUUUAAAUCAUCCCAAUCGAAUGAUAUGAGAAAAUUUAGUGCCUGUCCAGUGUGUCCACAUUAUACCUAUAAUUUAUAUAAAGCUGAUUUGAUUAUCUUUACUCAAAUAAAAGCUACUUUAAUCAAA